Cebus imitator (Panamanian white-faced capuchin) is the source of this 2077-nucleotide messenger RNA. It is a transcript of the gene SAMD7, whose product is annotated as sterile alpha motif domain containing 7. Lineage: Eukaryota; Metazoa; Chordata; Mammalia; Primates; Cebidae. Gene Ontology annotation, molecular function: protein binding. The transcript is spliced from 9 exons. The record is from RefSeq and is a predicted model, not a curated record. The coding region runs from base 433 to 1788 and encodes 451 amino acids.
AGGGCACUUUCCUUGGGCUUAACAUCUUUUAGCCUAUCAGUAGAGGAUAUCAGAGGGCAAAGUUUCUGUCAUGAAAUAGGACUAAUCAACUUAGUUGAAUUCGUAUUUAAGGCAAGGUUAAACUGAAUUAAGACCAUUUUCUCGAAAGGGUUGUCAGAUGUAUUUUUCAACCUGCAGCCAGAGAAGAUUCCGCAGUUGAAGGACAGAAAGUCUUUGUGUGGUUCUUCCAUCAGCAAUACCAAAGACAAGAAGUCUUCAUAGAGGAUGAUAUUUGUAAUUGUGCCUAGCACCUGACAUUUCAAGACGGCAUGGAUGGAUCUAAUGAAAAUGAGCUUCCAGAGUAAAAAGAAAUAAGAAGUGAGAGCAGCCAGCACAUAACUCACUGUCUUCAAUAACGAUUUCCAGGAUCUCCAUCAGUGGCGAGAGAUACUGAUGACAAACCCAGUGAUGGCUGUGAACCCUUUAUUGACACCAUCAGGCCAGCAGACGAUCCCGCUGAUUCCCUCACCGUUUGGGCCUCCAACUGUGGACAGAGAUGUAUUGCCUUCCACUGUAGCUCCAACUGAUCCAAGACAGUUUUGUGUUCCUUCCCAAUUUGGAUCCUCCGUUCUACCAAACACAAGUAUGCCAAAUGUGUUGUCCAAUCGGAUCUACCCAGGUUGGGGUAUUUUACCACCUGAAUCCAUAAAGGCAGUGGCCAGAAGGAAUGAAAUGAUUCAAAGGCAUCAUACUGCCAGGGCAGAAAUGGAAAUGUAUGCUAUUUACCAGCAAAGGAGAAUGGAAAAAAUUAAUCCUAAGGGACUAGCAGGCCUAGGGAUACCAUUCCUCUAUGGCUCCGGUGUCCCAGCUGGUCCCGCUGCCUACCAUGGCAGGAGCAUGCUCCCUGCCAGUGACCUGCAUUUUCACAGAAGCACCCUCAGAAACCUUCAGGGAAACCCCAUGCUAGUGGCUACUGCACCACACUUUGAGGAGAGCUGGGGGCAGAGAUGUCGUCGACUCAGGAAAAAUACAGGGAAUCAAAAAGUUCUAGACAGCGAUGCUGAGAAUUCCAAAAGUCAAGCAGAAGAAAAAAUCCUAGCCCAGACUCCUGCAAUUCCCUAUCAAGAGGAUCAUUAUGCAAAAGACCCAGAAAUUGAAGCACCCAACAACCAGAAGUCAAGUGAAACGAAUGAAAAGCCAACUCCAGCUCUUGCCAACACCUGUGGAGAGCUCGAGCCCACUCAUAGGAAACCCUGGGGAUCUCACAUCGCUACCUUGAAAGCAAAGGCCUGGGAGAGCGGGAAAGAGGAGGCUUCAGAGCAGACUUUUGCAGACUGUGAUGAAAAGAAUGGGGUUUGUCCUCCACUUCCUCGACCAUCUCUGCCAGGAACACAUGCACUGCUUACAGUCGGGGGAAAUCUUUCUUUGGAUGAAGACAUUCAGAAGUGGACCGUGGAUGAUGUGCACAGCUUCGUUAGCAGCCUCCCAGGCUGUUCAGACUAUGCUCAGGUAUUUAAAGAUCAUGCAAUUGAUGGAGAAACUUUGCCGUUACUCACAGAAGAGCAUCUUCGAGGCACUAUGGGAUUAAAGCUAGGACCGGCACUAAAAAUUCAAUCACAGGUAUCUCAGCAUGUGGGAAGUAUGUUCUACAAGAAAACUCUUUCAUUUCCUGUAAGACAAGCGUUUGAUCAACCAGCAGAUGCAUCCCCUCUUUUGGAUUCUAAUUCCUGGAGUGAUACAUUGAGCCUUUUUUGUCCCCAGGAUAUAAUAAUUCCUAAAGGAGUUGAGCCAGAUAGUAUGAGAAACUAAAAGCCCUCAAAGAGAAAGAAUAGUCUUAGCCAGUUUUCCAAAGAGUCUAGGAUAUUACAAAAGAUGUGUGAGGAUUUCCCAGGACUAGAUGGAGAAUGAGAAGGGGAGAAAGUCAGCCUUCGUGGAGUUGUCGUGGAGGAGACUUGCCCCCAGGGAUUCCCUGCCAGGGCUGAAUGACCCCAGCACCAAGUGACUGGAGAUCCAGCCUUAGGAGCAAAUGCUAAUGAAGGGGAGAUUUACAAACAUUAAGAAAGCAUCGGAUCAAUGUUUUCAUGAAGAAAUCUCUGAA